UCGUACAUCAGCUGGCAACUGAGGAAUAGGUAAGAGAGUCCAGAAACCUCCCAACUCUCAUAAGUGAUCUGAAAAAGUCUUUCUAAUGGUUUGAUCUAAUCUAUAGCCACAGUUCAAAAGUGAAAGACCCUCUCUAAAGAAAAGAAAAUGUUGAGAAAUUAUUUGAACCAGAGAUUAAUCUCCAAGCCUAAUAUAAGAUCAUCAUGUCUUUACUCUCUUUAUCUUAAGAGAGGAAACGCGAGUGGAGGAAGGGAAGAAGGAAGAGAUCCUCUCUCCACGGUGGAGGAGAUCGAGAGACAAGGUAUUGCAAGCCAGACGUCAGAGAAGGCUUACGACGGAGCAGCGGAGGCGGUCAACGUGCCUAGUGAUUCUGAAGCGGAUAAGGAGAAAGUGAAAAAGGAGUUUGAAAAGAGGGAAGAGGGUAGAGACUAUCGCAAGAGGGGUGAUGAUGAUGGUUUGCCUAUCAACACAGCUAAAGGAGUAUGAUGAUAAAUGAUAAUAUAGUCAUGUACCUCCUCAGUGUUACAAAAAAAAAAAAAAGUCAUGUACCUCUUUUGGGUACAUCUCUCGAGUCAUGAGUCGAACAAUCAUAGAACCAACUGUGUGGUUUUUGUUGUUGUUGUUAUUGUUGUGUUAUCAGUUUAGACAGCUACUAUGAAAUACCUCUGUGAUCUAUCAUUAGCAGAUUAUUACUAAUCAAGCCCAAUGUUUUUGUUGUU
Raphanus sativus (radish) is the source of this 719-nucleotide messenger RNA. RefSeq lists its product as uncharacterized. The record is from RefSeq and is a predicted model, not a curated record. The coding region runs from base 148 to 486 and encodes 112 amino acids. The transcript has 2 exons. Lineage: Eukaryota; Viridiplantae; Streptophyta; Magnoliopsida; Brassicales; Brassicaceae.